This is a messenger RNA of Cladophialophora psammophila CBS 110553, 2028 nucleotides long. RefSeq lists its product as uncharacterized. The record is from RefSeq and is a predicted model, not a curated record. NCBI's taxonomy places the organism in Eukaryota, Fungi, Ascomycota, Eurotiomycetes, Chaetothyriales, Herpotrichiellaceae. The transcript has 3 exons. Bases 1 to 2028 code for a protein of 675 amino acids. Gene Ontology annotation, molecular function: copper ion binding; quinone binding; primary methylamine oxidase activity. Gene Ontology annotation, biological process: amine metabolic process.
AUGACGGACCGUAGACACCCGCUCAGAGGCCUGACGCCAGACGAAAUGAAGCAUGCUGCGGCGGUUCUGAAAAAGACAUUGCAGCAAAACGCAGGAGGCUCUACAGAUAACAUCAGAUUCCAACACAUCACCUUGGACGAACCGCCUAAGGCGCUCCUCUUGCCGUAUCUCGAUGCUGAGAGCGCAGGCGUUGAACCCUUAAAACGGCCUUGGGUGCCCCGAUGCGCGAGAAUCACAUGGUCCCACGUCCACGAGCGGCAGGACUGUGAAACCGUUGUCAGCUUGGAUACUGAGGCAGAAGUAACUCACAUUGACCACCAAGCACCACAGCACAAUGGCCUUGACAGAGACGAAGUGAUUGCUGCUACCAUCGCCAUUCUCACCGACCCCGCGGUGGUGGCGGAAAUCAAGAAGUUUCAGUUGCCUGAAAACGUCGCUGUUCAGUGUGACACCUGGCCGUUUGGCACGGACCUGAGUUCCAAGGAGGAUGACCCUAAGCUCAUCCAAACAAUCCUCUAUGCGAGAGCUCCACACAACCACCUCGAAAGUAAUCAAUAUUCCUUUCCCAUCCCCAUCUCGCCAGUCUAUGACCCAUUCCUCAAAAGAGUCAUCCGGAUUGAUACUGUUGCAACUGGCGGCAAGGAAGACGGCCUGAAGCACAACACUGUGGCCCCCGAAGUUGCUUUAAAACACCUGGUGGAAAACGAGUAUCAUAGUGACCUGCAAAAGGGAAAUCUACGGAAGGACAUCAAGCCUCUACUCAUCGUGCAGCCCGAGGGCGUCAGCUUCACGGUCGAGGAUGAAACGAAAAUUUCAUGGCAAAAGUGGACUUUCAGGGUUGGCUUCAACUGGAGGGAAGGUAUGACCAUCCACGAUGUCAGAUACGAUGGAAGAAAACUCUUCUAUCGUCUGAGCAUGAGUGAAAUGACGGUUCCAUACGGUGAUCCACGAUCUCCGCAUCAUCGCAGGCAGGCCUUUGAUCUUGGAGACGCGGGCGCUGGUAUCACAGCCAACAAUCUAUCUCUAGGUUGCGACUGCUUGGGAACCAUCCAGUACUUCGACGGAUGCUUGAGUGACUCUGCCGGAGAGCCAUAUAAAGCCCCUAAUGUCAUAUGUCUCCAUGAGCAGGAUAAUGGAAUCGGCUGGAAGCAUACAAACCCACGGACGGACGUGGCGGCUAUCACGCGUGCGCGGAUAUUGGUUGUGCAAAGCAUCAUUACCGUUGGCAACUAUGAGUACAUUUUUGCCUGGCACUUUACGCAAAGUGGUGCAAUUGAGUUCGAAACUCACGCCACAGGCAUUCUUGCCACUUCUCUGAUCGACAAGGGCAAAACCAGCUUCUGGGGAAAUGUUGUUUCUCCAGGUAUCCUGGCCGCCAAUCAUCAGCAUCUCUUCUGUCUUCGUAUAGACCCUAUGAUUGACGGUCUCGAAAACACCGUCAUCCAGGAAGAUACUGUCGCCAUACCUUAUUCCAGACAAGAGAAUCCAAAUGGUAACGCUUGGAAAGUUGUCAAGACACCCGUCGAAAGCAGCGGCUUCGCUGACGCUGCCCCCGAGAAGAACCGUGUCUUUAAGGUUGUCAACGAAAAGAAAAUCAACGCUAUUUCUGGCAGCCCGGUCGGUUUUAAGGUGGUUGCGCAGGCCACUCAACUGCUCAUUGCAGACCAGUGCAGCACGGUGCGUCGGCGAGCGCGGUUUGCAGAGCACCAUCUGUGGGUGACUAAAUAUCGCGACGGGGAACUCUACGCAGGCGGGCACAAGACAAAUCAGAGCCAUGACGAGACAGGGGGAGUCUUUGAUGCAGCUUCACGUUCUGAAAAUGUCCGCAACACGGAUGUCGUCGUGUGGCAAACUUACGGCAUGACACACAACCCACGGGUCGAAGACUAUCCUGUGAUGCCUGUCGAGAUUCUGACCGUCGCGCUGAAGCCUGUGGACUUCUUCGAGAAGAACCCAGCAUUGGAUGUGCCGCCGAGUACGCAGUCCAUCAACAAAAGUGUCCUCGUUGGACAGGCAGAUCAAUCGUAA